AUGGAACGAUACGACUUUGCCAGAUUUAGCUUGAUAACGUGCCUAGCUUAGCUUCAAAUUUAAACACAUGGUGCCGGUUUAGAAGGAAACUUAGUCAUCAUACCACAGCCUUUUAUUUUACCGUCCUAUAAAGUACACACAGGGAGGCUGAUAUUCAUCCCUCCAGUUCCCAGGGAUCCCUCAGCCUGCCCUGAUGAAGGCCGAGCAAGAAGGAGACCUCCUGGAAGAGGACUCCCCUCAAGAGAAUGGAGUCCAGACAAACCAGUACAGCGCCAUCUCUCCUCCUGCCUCGCCUGUGGUGGAGGACGAACCCUUCUCCACAUACUUUGAGGAGAAAGUGCCCAUUCCAGAGAGCGUCAACCAGGUAUUCAGUUUCCGUAAACUCUGGGCCUUCACUGGACCAGGGUUUUUGAUGAGCAUAGCUUAUUUGGAUCCAGGGAACAUUGAAUCCGACCUGCAGUCUGGAGCUAAAGCUGGCUUUAAGCUCCUAUGGGUGCUCCUCGGAGCCACCAUCAUUGGCCUGCUGCUGCAGAGGUUAGCUGCACGCCUCGGCGUUGUCACGGGGAUGCACCUGGCAGAAGUCUGCAACCGCCAGUAUCCCACCGUUCCUCGGGUCAUCCUUUGGCUGAUGGUUGAACUGGCAAUCAUUGGCUCAGACAUGCAGGAGGUCAUUGGCUGUGCUAUAGCUCUCAACCUUCUCUCUGUGGGCAGGAUCCCACUGUGGGCAGGAGUUCUCAUCACCAUCACAGACACAUUUGUGUUCUUGUUUUUAGAUAAAUAUGGCCUGAGGAAACUUGAGGCUUUCUUUGGCUUUCUGAUCACUGUCAUGGCUGUUAGUUUUGGUUACGAGUACGUGCUGGUGAAGCCAGAUCAACCGGAGCUGCUGAAGGGCAUGUUUGUUCCCUACUGUGCCGGCUGUGGACCCGUGCAGCUGGAGCAGGCUGUGGGAAUUGUAGGAGCUGUCAUCAUGCCUCACAACAUCUACCUGCAUUCAGCACUGGUCAAGUCCCGGGACGUUGAUCGCAAAAAUAAGAAGGAAGUAAAGGAAGCCAACAAGUACUUCUUUAUCGAGUCAACUAUCGCGCUGUUUAUCUCCUUCCUCAUCAACGUCUUCGUUGUCGCAGUCUUUGCUCAGGCCUUCUACAAUAAAACCAAUAUGCAAGUGAAUGAAGAGUGCAAUGCGACUGGCUUUCCGCACACAGAUCUCUUCCCUCUCAACAACGAGACACUGGAGGUGGACAUUUUCAAAGGGGGAGUGGUUCUGGGCUGUUACUUUGGCCCUGCAGCUCUCUACAUCUGGGCCAUAGGGAUCCUGGCAGCUGGACAGAGCUCCACCAUGACAGGAACUUACUCUGGCCAGUUUGUGAUGGAGGGUUUCCUGAACCUACGGUGGUCUCGUUUUGCACGGGUGCUGCUGACUCGCUCCAUCGCCAUCGUGCCGACGCUGCUGGUAGCCAUUUUUCAAGAUGUUCAGCAUCUGACAGGGAUGAACGACUUCCUCAAUGUGCUUCAAAGCAUGCAGCUUCCGUUUGCUUUGAUCCCAAUUCUGACUUUCACCAGUCUGAAAUCCAUAAUGAACGACUUUGCCAAUGGAUUGGUGUGGAAGAUUUCCGGAGGCAUCGUCAUCCUGGUGGUUUGUGCAAUCAACAUGUACUUUGUGGUGGUUUACGUGACGGCGCUGAACAACGUGGCUCUCUACGUUAUCGCUGCUCUCCUCUCCGUAGCCUAUCUGUGCUUUGUCGGCUACCUGGUGUGGCACUGUCUGAUUGCGUUGGGGAUUUCCUGCGUGGACUGUGGCAGCAGGGUAAGCAACCGACCUGCUGUGUUCAUAGAGGAGCAGUCUGAGUACGACUCCUAGAGCUGAACACGACAGUAACCACCAGCAUGUCUCUUUCCUUUGGGAGAGCCCUUUACACAACCAGGACUUUUCAAGAUCACGUAGGAUCUUAAAGGCACAUUUUCUGCUAAUGUCACAUGUUUAUUUUGUGGGAGGGCUGGAUAUCAAAAUUUGGUGCUUUUUAAGGUUCCCAGACAUAGUAAUACGACACCAGCACAGCACAUUAGAUGCCAGUAUUUGAUGUUUGAGCUGAUUUCUGACAAAACACUAUAUAUGACUGAAAAAAAUACUAAUAUUUGUAGCAGUUCUCAAAGGCACCAGCUCAUUAUUCAGUUAACAAGGUGACAAUCUUGACACGAGGGGCUGAUACGAUAUGUAGCUACAAGUAUAUUUAUAAUUAAUAUCUGUGUCUGGAGGUAGAAGUUCCCACACAUUCCCAUAAUGUAAGCUUGAUUUCAGAAAGACUAGGGCAGUUUGUGUUUCCUCUGCAGCUUGAACUACAGUUUUAACAUGCUUUAGUUCUCAUGCGGUACAACACCCAACAACCUAUAAGACACUAUGUGCCCAAAGUUAGGAGGAUAUUGAUCAAAAAAUGUACCAGGGAAGCAAAUGUUUAAAUGAGACAUGCAUAUGAGGACAUUAGUUGGACAAAAUAAGCUUCACUUUUGCCGCAUGUGUGGAGCAGCGCUGAGGAAACAUGAAAUACAGCCACAGUAAAACACAGCUGUGUUCAUAGGCUGUAUAUAUGGUUUUAUUUAUGUUCAGAUAAUCACUACAAACAAGACUUUUUAAAAAAAAUGUAUCACGGACUACAGUAACAGGAGUAACUCUUUCUGAUAAGUCAGAGUAUAAAGUCUAAAGUAUUUUUUCUUACAUUCUUUCCCAUUAUUCACAGUUUUUUUUUUUUGUUUUUUUUUUGAUGAUCUUUGCGACGUCAUUCAUUUUUACCACCUCAGACUCUGUUUUCUUUUCCUCACCUCCUCCAAUGCAAAGAGAGGCACUCUUCAUUUUAUGAUUUCCACUCAGUCUACCUCAGAGUUCUCUACCAAUCCAUCCCAGUGUAGCCUCUCUGCAGCAGUUCGAUUCACUUGAUUAUUGCAUCUUAUCAUUUAAAAAUACUUUUUAGAGAGAAUAUAAUUGUUACAUGACACGUGGGAAGGCUUUUUAAAAGUCCUUUUAUAUGUGCUUAAAAAGCUCCAAAUGAUAUCCAGCCCUAGCUGUGUUGGUUGAACUAAACCAAACUGCUCCAUUCAAACAAGUGAAGCUUUACGUGACUCCAGCUUCGUCCUCUUUUAGUGCCUCAGUGAUCAGGAUGCCAGAGACUUGGGUUAAAGUGGGUGCAACAGUAAAAGGAAAAAUAAUAGUUUUUAAUUAACAAGGGCAAGAGCUUUGUGGAAAAAUAUUUUUCUGGUUUUCUGUUUGUCUGUUGAACUAUGUGAUACCAGUCUUGACCUCCUUACAACAUCUGCUUUUAUAGAGCUGUGGGAUAUGUUGAGAGAUAAAAAACAGCUGGGUUGUUUGAAAUGUAUUGUAAUUAUAUAUGUGCUAUUACAAUACAUGUGGUUUAAGGUUCUGAACGAAAGCGAAGGAACUGUUUUUAUGUUUGAUUAAAAGGACUUAUAAUGGUUGUAAAUGAAGUCAAAACAUGUACAAGAAAGUCACGUUUAUUUAUAUAAUCCAUAAUCACAAGUUUGCCUCUGUGGAUUGUAGAGAAUCUGACUCCCUCCAGACGUUGACCCUCAGAAAUGAUUUUGUGGGUUUAAGUCUAAAAAAACUCCACAGCCGGGAAUAGACUGCAGUAGGGUUAGGUUCAUUUAUAGAUAUACAUGCAUAUAAUUUAACUACAGAGUCCAGCACUCUGCACCGAUUAAUUUAAGACCUCAUAAUGUUUUUAUGAAGGCAAAUAGUUUCCUCAGUAGCCAUAUGAUGGCAGAACAAAUGUUUGGCAAUGAAAAUGUGAAUUUUUCUCACCUUGUGUAUUUUAUCUCCUCUGAACGUUAUUAAGUUUUAGUUAGUUACAUUUGGAAAAAUUUCAUUUCUGUCUGUUAACAACAAAAGUACUGUUAACGUUUACUGUGGAUUUUUUAUUGUUUUUUUUCUAGUGGGCUUCAAAAUAAAGAUUACAUAACCUGUUUUUAUAAAACAAUUCCCAUACUGAAAAAAACAACAAGAGAAUUCAGACAAUGUUAUUUAGAAUUAUGCUGAAUUAUAAUAUCAGCGGCCAGCGCUAAGUGCCAUCAGUUCCUGUCUCACACUCGUAUUUUACAGCUGUGACUGAAGUCUGCCAUGUACAGACUUUUAUCUGUCUAACUCACCUGCAUGAAGGCAAAAGCAGUUGCUGCUUGAUGUGCAAAUAAACAGCUGUUCUUUUGUCCCAGUGAGGCAGCAUUGCUAACAUGUCCACAUCAGGUGGUGAUGAUGCUCACAUACUAAAUCAGUUUUACUUGUAGUCUACGCUGCACUUGUACGUUCUCUGGCAGAGCACAGAGGAAGAAAACACAACUAACUGAGCAAUAUGACAUACAUAUCAACCGAUGGGAACACUGGAAAUGACCUGUGCGUUGUAGCGUUUGUACAAUGAAGGUCUCAGGUUCGUAUUAAGUUGUUCUCAUAUACAGUAUUCUCUUUAAUGUGAAGGUUUCAGGUACAACUGCAGGUUUCUGGUUUAGAGUUCUCAUAAGCGUUUAUAAAGUUUUCCAGGGUGUACAAGGAGGUGAUGGAAACAUAACUUGAUAUUUUACAGACUACUUUGAGUUAGUACAAUGUCAUAUGAAUACUUUUGUGGAAAAAAAAAACAACAAAACAUGGCAAAUGCACACUUGAACUGUUACAGUGAAAACGUGGAUGUAGUAAUGUGUACGCUACACUCAUUUCUGCUCUCUGGGAUCGAAUGAAAAACUGUCUGUUCUCUGCUACUGGAUGAAGCACAACGUGUGUCCAAAAUAAACGCAAAUAAUGGCUAUAUGGA
This is a messenger RNA of Stegastes partitus (bicolor damselfish), 4805 nucleotides long. RefSeq names its product natural resistance-associated macrophage protein 2-like. Gene Ontology annotation, molecular function: manganese ion transmembrane transporter activity; cadmium ion transmembrane transporter activity; iron ion transmembrane transporter activity. Lineage: Eukaryota; Metazoa; Chordata; Actinopteri; Pomacentridae. Gene Ontology annotation, biological process: iron ion transmembrane transport; manganese ion transport. Gene Ontology annotation, cellular component: lysosomal membrane; plasma membrane; endosome membrane. The transcript has 16 exons. The record is from RefSeq and is a predicted model, not a curated record. The coding region runs from base 194 to 1858 and encodes 554 amino acids.